Messenger RNA from Trichechus manatus latirostris (Florida manatee), 2313 nucleotides. It is a transcript of the gene BAG5, whose product is annotated as BAG cochaperone 5. The record is from RefSeq and is a predicted model, not a curated record. Gene Ontology annotation, cellular component: cytosol; cytoplasm; nucleus. The transcript has 2 exons. Bases 278 to 1621 code for a protein of 447 amino acids. Lineage: Eukaryota; Metazoa; Chordata; Mammalia; Sirenia; Trichechidae. Gene Ontology annotation, biological process: negative regulation of protein ubiquitination; protein stabilization; regulation of inclusion body assembly. Gene Ontology annotation, molecular function: protein-folding chaperone binding; adenyl-nucleotide exchange factor activity.
UGAGGAAGUGGGGUGCUGCGAGGACCUGGAGGCGGUGGGCGAAGGGCAGCGGGCGCUCCUCGGCCGCAACCACCUCAGGCUGUCGUGCACGCGGCUAUCGGUGGGCCGUGUGGAGGCGCAGCGUCCCGGGGACGGCUCCCCGGGGUUGGGGGCGUUCGGCCCGAGGUGGGGCCUCGGCGACCGGGCAGAGGCGGGAGCCGUGGAGGCUGCGGAGACGACCGGCGGAGCGCGAUGGCGCGGGAGGGACAGUGCUGGUGAAACGGGACCCAAUCAAAGUAUGGCUAUGGGAAACCAACAUCCUUCUAUUAGUAGGCUUCAGGAAAUCCAAAAGGAAGUGAAGAGCAUAGAACAACAAGUAACUAGCUUCAGUGGCCUGUCAGAUGACAAGAAUUACAAGAAACUGGAGCGGAUUCUAACAAAACAGCUUUUUGAGAUAGACUCUGUGGACACUGAAGGAAGAGGAGAUAUUCAGCAAGCUAGAAAAAGGGCAGCCCAGGAGACAGAGCGUCUUCUCAAAGAGCUGGAACAGAAUGCAAACCACCCGCGCCGGCUCGAGAUCCAGAACAUUUUCAAGGAAGCCCAGGCCCUCGUGAAGGAGAAGAUCGUGCCAUUCUACAGUGGAGGCAACCACGUAACUGAUGAAUUUGAGGAAGGCAUCCAGGAUGUCAUUCUGAGGCUGACGCACGUGAAAACUGGAGGGAAGAUCUCCCUGCGGAAAGCCAGGUACCACACCUUGACCAAAAUCUGUGCGGUGCAAGAGAUCAUCGAAGACUGCAUGAAGAGGCAGCCGUCCCUGCCGCUUUCUGAGGAUGCGCACCCUUCCGUGGCCAAAAUCAACUCUGUGAUGUGCGAGGUGAAUAAGGCCAGAGGCACCCUGAUCGCGCUCCUGAUGGGCGUGAACAGUAACGACACUUGCAGGCACUUAUCCUGUGUGCUCUCGGGGAUGAUGGCAGACCUGGACGCUUUGGAUGUGUGCGGGCGGACGGAAAUCCGGAACUACCGGAGGGAGGUCGUAGAAGACAUCAACAAAUUACUGAAGUAUCUGGAUUUAGAAGAGGAGGCAGGCAGUACGCACGCGUUUGACCUGGGACAGAACCAUUCCAUUCUAAAGAUAGAAAAGGUCCUCAGGAGAAUGAGAGAAAUAAAAAAUGAGCUCCUCCAGGCGCCAAAUCCUUCUGAAUUGUACCUGAGCUGCAAAACAGAGCUGCAGGGCCUGAUCGGACAGCUGGAUGAAGUGAGCCUGGAGAAGAACCCCUGCAUCCGGGAAGCCCGGAGGAGGGCGGUGAUUGAGGUACAGACGCUGAUCACGUACAUCGACUUGAAGGAAGCCCUGGAGAAAAGAAAGCUGUUUGUGUCUGAGGAGCACCCACCACUCAAAGCCGUCUGGAGCGUCCUUGGCAACUUGUCUGAGAUCCAGGGAGAGGUGCUUUCGUUUGACGGGAACCGCACAGACAAGAACUACAUCCGCCUGGAGGAGCUUCUCACGAAGCAGCUGCUGGCCCUGGACGCCGUGGACCCGCAGGGAGAGGAACGUUGCAAGGCUGCCAGGAAGCAGGCGGUGAAGCUGGCCCAGAACAUCCUCGGCUAUCUCGACCUGAAAUCCGACGAAUGGGAGUACUAAGAUACCAGGCCUCUCAGGUUCAAUAUUGCUUGUUUUGCACUUUAUAUAGACUCUAUGUAUUUCUCGAAAGCUGUCAGUUCAUUGAGCUUAAAUGUGAUUUAUAUACAUGCCUACUUCAACCUCAGUAUUUAUGAUUUAAGCAAAUUAUAUUCAGAAUCUCUGCUGCUUUUGAUGUUGCAAAACAAAUGUCAUUACAGCACACUGACUUUUCCCUCGGGAUCAUUAUCCGUAUGAUGUGGCGUGGUUUUUUGGGGUCUUUUGUUGUUGUUGUUAAAAAAUGGAACUGAGGCAGCUUUUGUAAUUUUAAAAAAUGGGUUGGGUAAGCAUUAAAAUGCAGAUAUUUCAGAAUCUAGAAGAAAAGACAUAACCUCACAUGAUUCUGGAAACAUCACGGGGGGGGGAUUUGGGUUGAACAGGAGUAAGGGCCAAGCAAAAGCAGUCCGGUGUAUAUUUUAAUAUCAUGCUGAACAAAGUAGAAGAGCUUGUUUCCUUUAUAAAUCCUGACUCGGUCCCACCCCAUGGAUUGGGUGGGGUUUUUGGUUUGUUACUGGAUGGUUUGGAGUGAAGAUCUGUUCUUUUGUAAAUGUUUUUCAACAUUUCUCCCCCUAUACUCUGCAUUUAGAGGAAGUCUUAUUUUUAUGUGUAUGAGGUAAGAACAUUGUAAAAAUAGCAAAAAAAAAAAAAAAAAAAAA